This is a messenger RNA of Grammomys surdaster, 2829 nucleotides long. It is a transcript of the gene Crppa, whose product is annotated as CDP-L-ribitol pyrophosphorylase A. The coding region runs from base 321 to 1667 and encodes 448 amino acids. Lineage: Eukaryota; Metazoa; Chordata; Mammalia; Rodentia; Muridae. Gene Ontology annotation, cellular component: cytosol. The transcript is spliced from 10 exons. Gene Ontology annotation, molecular function: D-ribitol-5-phosphate cytidylyltransferase activity. The record is from RefSeq and is a predicted model, not a curated record. Gene Ontology annotation, biological process: isoprenoid biosynthetic process; protein O-linked glycosylation via mannose.
AGAAUGGGGCCCGUGGCUGUGUUGUGCUUAGCUGCCUGUGUGUGACUGUCAAAUUUGUAAGGACUGCCAGUGCUGCCUUAGCACGGCCUGCCCGGAGGGAUAGAGGGAAGAGCAGGAAGAGCGCUGCCUUGGGGCGCUGGGCCCGGGCUGGGAAGACAGGCUUGUUGGCUCCCUCCGCGAUCAGCACCCGAGGCCACCUUCCCUGAGUUCGCUCGGCGCGUUUCCUCGCCCAGCCCGACCCGUGAUCGCGGCCUAGGGCCGGUGUUGGCGUCUUGCUCUCGGUUCCCAUCUGCACCUUGAGCUUCUGCGCUCUGCUCGCUAUGGAGCCCGGGCCGUGCAGCAGGCCCGCUGAGCCUGGGCAUUGCGUGAGCGGCCCGGCGGGAGCGGACUCAGCGUUCCCGGCGUCCCCAUUGUCCCCUGCCGGGGCGGAGCCCGGGAGUCGCCCUGGAACCGUGGCCGCCGUGCUGCCGGCUGGGGGUUGCGGGGAAAGGAUGGGCGUCCGCACCCCGAAGCAGUUCUGCCGGGUUCUGGAGAGGCCGCUCAUCAGCUACACUCUGCAGGCCAUGGAGAGAGUAUGCUGGAUAAAGGACAUUGUUGUGACGGUGACAGGGGAGAACAUGGAAGCAAUGAGAAGUAUCAUCCAGAGGUAUGGGCAUAAGCGCAUCUCACUAGCUGAGGCUGGAGUCACUCGCCACAGGUCAAUUUUCAAUGGACUCAAAGCCUUGGCAGAAGAUCAGCCUGACUGUAAACUCACUAAGCCGGAAGUUGUGAUUAUCCAUGAUGCCGUGAGACCUUUUGUUGAGGAAGACAUCCUCCUGAGAGUUGUCCUGGCAGCCAAGGAACAUGGGGCAGCAGGAGCAAUUCGACCCCUGGUGUCCACUGUCAUCAGUCCCUCUGCUGAUGGUCACUUAGACCACUCACUGGACCGUGCCAAGCACAGGGCAAGCGAAAUGCCCCAGGCUUUUCUCUUUGAUGUGAUCUAUGAAGCAUAUCAGCAGUGUAGUGAUUUUGACUUGGAAUUUGGAACAGAGUGCUUGCAGUUGGCCCUAAAAUACUGUCACAGGAAAGCAAAACUUGUAGAAGGGUCCCCUGACCUCUGGAAGGUGACCUACAAACAAGAUCUGUGUGCAGCUGAGGCCAUGAUUAAGGAGAAAAUUUCACAAGAGAUUUGUGUGGUCAUGAACACAAAAGAUGAAGAAGAAUCUGUAGGACAACUUCUUGAGGAAGUGCUAAGAAGUGAACUGAAUUGUAUUAACGUCACAUCCACAGCUAUGGAUCACACAGGCGGAGACAUUAAGAACUUCACAGACCAAUGCUACAGUUUCAUCUGUGUGAAUGUUGGGUCCUCUGAUACUCAAGAAACCAGGAAGUUACUGAGUAUACUUGAAGAGAGCAGACUUCCUCUUCUGUAUCCUGUAGUUGUCAUUUUGGUGCACUGCUUUGACUUCACAUUUGUACCUCUCGCUCAGAAGAUGGAAAGCCUGAUGUGGAUUAGGGAAUUAGCAAAGGAAGUUAGAGAAAGGAAUAUUCUAUUAAGUGGGCUCCUCCUAAAUUACUCACAGGAUGAGCAGAAGCUACAAGAGAGUUUAAGACAAAGUGCAGCCAUCAUAGCUGCCUUAGUUAAGGAAAGAAAUUCUGCACUCGUUGGGCAGCUCCUGGUGGCAUGAAGAACACAGACAAAAAUCAUCUAUAAGCUUCCAAAGAGACACCCCCUUCCCCACCUCAAUGUCUCCUCCUUGUACACAGAAUAUUUUAAUUGUUUUCUUUAUCUUGCCACUUAUUGGAUGUGAUACUUAGGUUGUGAAAAUGGGUUAAUGUUUGUGUCCAUGAAAUUAUGUGUCAAAUAAAAGUGGCUCCAACCAGAAAAGGCUAAAUAAAUGGGAAAUACUGCUUUCCUGUAAAGAAUCUGUUCACGACUGCAGCAAGUCCAACUAAAAUGAUAAAGUGAGGCAUUCCUUCAAGGAUGAGAGCUUAGACAGCUUGGCUGUUAAGUCUAUGCUAAUUAACAUAUUGGUCACAUUAUGGUGGAGCUAAUGAAUACCCUUCAGAAUUAGUCCUAAUUCUAAAAUUCUCAUCUUACCAUGUGAUAAUGUAUCUUGUUGCCUUGUUUUGGAAUUCACUACACCUUAUAAAGAGGAGGGGAGCAGGGAAGUUGGUUUAGUGGGCAAGCUCUCGCCUAGUAUGAAUGGAGCAACAUCAUCACAUAAGAAAAAGAAAACCAUGCUGGUAAAUAUAGGAAAAAAACAGGAAAGGGGGUGUAUCCAGUUUUCUUCCUCUUUAUCUUUUAUUGCUCUCAAUCUCUAGAAAUCUCUAAAGAGAAUGAGAUCCACUCUUUUAUCAGUUUUAAAUUGUAUCUUUUCUUUGGUUUAUGAGAUGUUAUGCUGAUACUAUUUUAAAGAGUCUCUACUUCUUCUGGGUUAGUUUCAGAAAUGUCUGAAGAGUUUCAUGAAAGUUGAGUUGCUUCAGUCCAUUCAUGCCCAUGGUCUUCUGAAAGACAGGGAGGCCACUUAGCUAAUCUUGAUAUAGGAAUGGUGGCCUUGCUAAAUCAAGAUUUCAUUCUUUGCAAUUUCUAUUGGCCAUACAUAAUAUUGUCAUUUAUGUUGCAUUUAAUACUUAUAUAUAUGUACAGUUGUUAAAAUGCCUUUAGUUACAUACAUACAUUUUAUUGAAAUAUGUUAAAUCAGAACACACUAGAACUUACACUGGAUGAAGAAAUUAUAAAAGCUGCAUGAAGUGUGUUUACUCAGGAUUGUCAAUAAAUGUGUCUACUUUUUGAAAUGUCUCCUGUAAUAAGUUAAAUAAAUUCCUCUAUCUUUUUGAGUUUCAAUA